Gadus morhua (Atlantic cod) is the source of this 2630-nucleotide messenger RNA. It is a transcript of the gene ripk3, whose product is annotated as receptor-interacting serine-threonine kinase 3. Gene Ontology annotation, biological process: protein phosphorylation. The transcript is spliced from 13 exons. The record is from RefSeq and is a predicted model, not a curated record. NCBI's taxonomy places the organism in Eukaryota, Metazoa, Chordata, Actinopteri, Gadiformes, Gadidae. Gene Ontology annotation, molecular function: ATP binding; JUN kinase kinase kinase activity. Bases 160 to 1584 code for a protein of 474 amino acids.
UGUGGGAUGGACUUAAUCAGUUUCACUUCUCGUUUUAUUCAAUGGUGCCUACAUAUAUAUUAGGUGAGAGAACCUCACCUAAUUCAAUUUUCCUUGUCAAAAAAUAUCUACUUAGGCCUGAAUCCUAAAAUCUCCCAGAUGAUCCGUUUACAGUGAACCAUGGAACAAAACCAGUGCCAUAUUCCGGUGUGUGAUGAAGAGAGCCUGGUUAGGUGGGAGGUGAUUGGCUCUGGGGGGUUCGGACAGAUCUUUAAAGCCAGGCAUGUUCGCUGGGCUUGGGACGUUGCCAUUAAGAUCCUCCACUAUGACGACGGGUCGAGCUCAGCCCUGCGGCGGGAGGCAGAGCUGAUGCGUCGGGGGGAGAGCCCCUUCGUGGUGAGGGUUUCCGGGGUCUUCCAGGGCCGGCUGCCCUCCGGCGGACCCUCCAUCCUGGGCCUGGUCAUGGACUACAUGGAGCAGGGCUCCCUUGCAGACCUCCAGGGCGUCCUGCGUGGGCCCCCGCCCUGGCCUUUGGCCUUCAGGCUCUCUUACCAAGUGGCCCUUGGCAUGAACUUCCUCCACACCCUCUCUCCUCCGAUGCUCCACAUGGACCUGAAGCCCAGCAACGUGCUGCUGGACUCUGGCCUGAACGUCAAGCUGACGGACUUCGGUCUGGCAAGGAUCUCACAAAGCAUGAGUCGGAAGUCCAAGGUGGGCAGCGCGGAGGACGGCGGGACCACCAGCUACAUGCCCCCCGAGGCCUUCGGGAGGGACUACAGGCCCUCUCGCUCCUCGGACAUGUACAGCUAUGGAAUCCUGCUGUGGUCCAUUCUGACGGGUCAAAAGCCAUACAAACAUGUCAUCUCCAGCCUCGUGCGUUUCCGGGUCCCAGAAGGGGACCGCCCCCCCCUGGAGAGUAUCGACCCAGGCCAGACUGAGGGUCUGAGGCCGCUGGUGGACAUGAUGGCCUGGUGCUGGGACAGUGUACCCCAACAAAGGCCAUCCUUCCUGGACUGCAUUUCUGUGACUGAGCAGCAGUAUGACCUUCAUAAGUCUGGCAUCACCAGUGCCAUCCACUCCACGCAGGCCCUACUGGACACAAAUAGAGAAGAACGAAAGAUCUCGGAUGGACUCACAGAGCUUCACAUAACCCAGCCAUCAUCAGCCAUAAAUGUGCGAAUGGACGACAUAACAGGCCCUCCACCAGUUCAGGAGACGGCUGAUGAUCUAACCAGGAAGAAGUGUGGCACAGAAAAGCCCUCAUCUCAGCCAAUGAGCUUCUCUGAAACCAAACUUAUCAGUACAUCAACCAAUACGGAGUCAGGGUCCUCUUUGAACCUCAACCACGCUCCGAAUCCACAACCGGAAGCCACAGCUAGACCUACCGCACCAGGGUCACCGUACCAGCGCCAGUUCUCCAAUCCCGAGCAGCGACCCCUAUCCAUCAAAAACAGCCACGUGAGUUUUUUUCAGAGAGGCGACGGUAACUACAUGCACAUCAGCGACGAGUUAGCAGAGAGGAGGCGGCACCCAACAGCACCCCCGAGGUUCAACAGCACACGUCCCAACUCAAAAGGCCACGGAGCACCCACAGGAGAACACUGACUCUGGAUCACCUGGGAUGAUCUUUACCUUUCCCCGCCACUGAAACUCAUAUUUUGCCAGAAAAAAAGUUCUAUUCGUUUUUUUAUACUAACUGCAGCAUAUUAUUUGCAUUUCAUUCAAUUCAAUGGACUGGAUUCACUCUUCAUGUUUUACGAUUUUCUUGCAAUCAUCUCUAAUAAACCUUUGAUUAAAAGAAAAAAGCCUUACACAAGCUGAACAUUAUGAUAUAGGGUUAAUUGUAAAUCGAACAUCAACUUGUUUUUAUCAGGCUGGUUCCCGGAAAAUGCUAAAAUCUUUCCUGUUAAAAGUAAAUUCAUGGUUUUCUAAUGAUCUGUUAUUUUUCAGGCUAAAUUAAUGACUUUGCUGUAAUUGUCUAUCUGCCUAUCUGUGAGGCCUUUAUGAUUAUUUUGUUUUCUUGUGUUCUUGUGUGUUUGUUCAUUUUGGGAAGUAAGUCUAAAAUAAACCGAGUCUAAAAUAAACCGCUCUAAAUAGCUUAGAAGAUUCUGUCACACACUCAGGGCCAUUGAGCCAGAUCAGUGUGGACAGACUGUGUUGGUCGAGCCCCAGGGUAGUAGAGAGAGCUACCAUGGCACCCUGGAGCGACCAGGGUUCACUCGGCAUCAGUUCCCACUCUGCCCCCUCGCUCACCCACGAUCCAUCUGUCACUGGAGCCCCCCGCAGAGUCACGUCCCAUGAAGCACCAGGACACGCUACGGCAACAGGAAGCUCUGUGUGUGUGGUAAAGGGUCAGCUCUCUGUGGUAUCUAAUGGGGAACGUAAACAAGCAUAAGCUAACAUGGUGGUUGGAGUUCGGAGACGGUAUCAUAUAGGUGUACCUUACGUUUAGGUGGGGUUGUUUUAGGGCAGUACUGGGUGUGUAUGUCUGAGGGGGCCUUUUGUGUGAUGUAUCUGUGAGUCAAUUGCGCGGAGUCAAGGUCUUUCUGUUCUCCAAGCAGCGGGGCGCUUGUUAUUUGUAGAAUGAACAGCUGUCACCAUGGAGACGGACUGGUUCAGAGGCCGAUGUAUAAAUACUGGAAUUGAUUGAU